AUGGCCGACAUGAAUGCCGAGAGCAUUCAGCAGAAGAUUCAGAUUGCAAGGCGCGAUGCCGAAGCAUUGAAGGACCGGAUAAAGCGGAAGAAGGACGAGCUGGCUGACACCACCCUCCGCGAUGUCGCCAAGGAGAGAGUCGAGCAGCUGCCCAGGCUCACCAUGAAGACCAAGCGCACCUUGAAGGGUCACCUGGCCAAGAUUUACGCGAUGCACUGGUCGACGGACCGCAGACACCUCGUCUCCGCCUCGCAAGACGGAAAGCUCAUCAUCUGGGAUGCCUACACUACCAACAAGGUCCACGCCAUCCCGCUCCGCUCGUCAUGGGUCAUGACCUGCGCCUACUCCCCAAGCGGCAAUUUCGUCGCCUGCGGUGGUCUCGACAACAUCUGCUCCAUCUACAACCUCUCGGCAAGAGAAGGCCCCACCCGCGUCGCCCGUGAGCUUUCUGGCCACUCUGGUUACCUCAGUUGCUGCCGCUUCAUCAGCGACCGCCGCAUUCUCACUUCUUCUGGUGACAUGACCUGCGUUCUGUGGGAUCUCGAGACCGGCUCUAAGGUCCACGAGUUCGCCGACCACCUUGGUGAUGUUAUGAGUCUUUCCAUCAACCCGCUCGACAACAACCAAUUUGUCUCUGGCGCUUGCGACGCCUUCGCCAAGCUCUGGGAUAUCCGCCAGCAGAAAUGCGUCCAGACCUUCGCGGCGCACGACUCUGAUAUCAACGCUAUCCAGUACUUCCCCAACGGCAAUGCUUUCGGUACCGGCUCCGACGACGCUUCUUGCCGCCUCUUUGAUAUUCGUGCCGACAGGGAACUCCAAAGUUACACUAUUGGUGAGCCUGUCUGCGGUAUCACGUCGGUUGCUUUCUCCGUUUCCGGAAGAUUGCUGUUCGCCGGUUACGAUGACUUCGAGUGCAAGGUUUGGGACGUCCUCCGUGGCGAGAAGGUCGGUACGCUGCAAGGUCACGACAACCGUGUCAGUUGCUUGGGUGUUAGCAAUGACGCGAUGAGUCUUUGCACUGGCUCCUGGGACUCUAUGCUCCGCGUCUGGGCUUAA
This is a messenger RNA of Aplosporella prunicola CBS 121167, 1056 nucleotides long. RefSeq lists its product as uncharacterized. The record is from RefSeq and is a predicted model, not a curated record. Gene Ontology annotation, cellular component: heterotrimeric G-protein complex; cytoplasm. Gene Ontology annotation, molecular function: signaling receptor complex adaptor activity; protein binding. NCBI's taxonomy places the organism in Eukaryota, Fungi, Ascomycota, Dothideomycetes, Botryosphaeriales, Aplosporellaceae. The coding region runs from base 1 to 1056 and encodes 351 amino acids. The transcript has 5 exons. Gene Ontology annotation, biological process: G protein-coupled receptor signaling pathway.